This is a messenger RNA of Limulus polyphemus (Atlantic horseshoe crab), 663 nucleotides long. RefSeq names its product shematrin-like protein 1. The record is from RefSeq and is a predicted model, not a curated record. The transcript has a single exon. The annotation marks the transcript as partial. Lineage: Eukaryota; Metazoa; Arthropoda; Merostomata; Xiphosura; Limulidae.
AUCGCCAUCAUUCUUUUUACCGCUACCCUUACUUACGCUGGAGUAUAUCAACAUGAACCCCUGUACGUUGUCCAACAUGCCCCCGCUGUCAGUAGUGCUGGUGCUUACGGUUCCGGUUACUCGGGUUAUGGACAUCUAAACAGCGGAUACGGAGCUCAUGGCUACGGAGCCGUCCGUGACAAAGCUGCCCACGGAGCCUAUGCCCAUGGCGAUGCCGCUGUGGAUGCUGAUAGUGCCCACAGGGAUUUGAAAGCUCACGGUGCCGUCGGUGCUGCCCACAGCAACUUUAAGGAUAAAGGUUUCUACGCCCGUAACCGUGGCUUUGGAUAUGAAAAGGCCUUCGCUUACGACAAGCAGUUGGCAGCUCACGACAUCGGAGCCAAGUCUGGAGCUUACGGCCAAAAGUUCGGUCUCAGCGACAACUACGGCCACAGCAAUUUGGACGCCCACAACAAAUAUGCUCAUGGAGCACAGGGAGGCCACGACAGAUACGGAGCAGCCGGUUACGGUAGUUACGGACAUCUGAACACCGGUUACGGCGGUGCCGGAUACGCUCACGGAGCCAAGAGCUACUCCCAUCAGCCUGCUGCAGCCUACGUUGUUGCUCAUCCUGCUCCAGCCCACAGUUACAGUAGCCCUUACACCAAGAUCACCUAUCAUUAA